Paramecium sonneborni is the source of this 1457-nucleotide messenger RNA. Lineage: Eukaryota; Ciliophora; Oligohymenophorea; Peniculida; Parameciidae. The record is from the annotation of a GenBank genome assembly.
AUGAAUAACAAUAACGCUGAAAUACUCAAUUUUCUAACUUAUAGUAAAAACCUCAUUACUAACCAACCUUAUUAAAUUACAUUCAAUGGAGAUACUGUGUGUAUGUUCAAAGUAAUUUCUAUAAAUUUUCUUAGCUUCUUAAUAGCGAGCGGAACCUUAAAUAUAUUUUAAGAAUCAGAUUAAAUGCUACUGUAGGCUGGAUAAUCAAAGCUAAUAAACUCUAUGGAUUUAUUAUCCAUGUAGGUAGCAAGCAGAAAAAGUUUUAUAGCGACGAUAGUUCUAUUCUUAUGAAGUAUAAAAUUAUUUUUUCUUAGAUUAAAAGACUUACUUGCAUGCAAAGUAAGUUUUUAUAAUGUUUAUGAAUUCUAUGAAUUUAAAGAAUAAAUUGGAAAAGGUGCUUCAUCCAGAGUAAUAAAAGCCUUUUCAAAAUUUACUUAGAAAUAUGUUGCUAUCAAAAUCAUUGAUAAAACCACUCUUAAACCUUUAAAUUAUGUAGUCAAUACAUCUCUAUUUAAAGGCUUCUUUAGAACAAGAAAUAGAAAUACUAUUAACAGUCAAGGACUCUAUUUAUUGUUCUUAGAUUAUAGAAAUUUAUCAGAGUCAAUAUGCUUUCUAUAUUGUAAUGAAGUUAUUAAGUGGUUAAUCUUUGUCCACUUAUCUUGAAAAUCAAUAAGGUGAAACAUAAAAGAAGUUAAGCAAUAAAUAAACUCUCUAAAUCAUGAGAAGACUACUGGAAGGAGUAAAUUACUUACAUUCUGUCGGAGUAGAUUAAAUUAAUUUAAAUUAUAAUUUAGAUCAUACAUAGAGAUAUAAAGCCAGACAAUUUGAUGCUUGCUGAAUAAGAUAAUUUUGAUACAGUCACAUUAAUAGACUUUGGAUUGUCUACAUUUACUAAGGUGAGCAGAUACUUAUUUUAUAAAUGUGGAACUCCAGGAUAUGUGGCUCCAGAAAUUCUAAACUGUUCAGUCAGAAAUCAGUAAUCAGAGAGUUGUGAUAUCUUUAGUUGUGGAUGUAUAUUCUAUAGAUUGUAUAUAAAAUAAAUUUUAUAAUAUAGAAUAUUAGGGAAGAGUGUUUUUAAGGGUCGAACUUACGAUGAAUUACUCCACAAAAACAAACAAUGUUUAAUUGACUUUAAUAUUAAGUAAGAACAAAAUAGUAAUCAGAACGCUUUAAAACUAUUGCAUUCUAUGUUAAGAAAGAAUCCAGAGGAAAGAAUAACAGCAAAAGCUGCAUUAUAAAGUAGUUACUUUUAUAAUGAAUCUCUCUUUUCAAUAAAUGAUGAGAAUUGGGACUCAACUCCACUUGUCAAUCAGCUACCUCUUUUUAAUGCUACUAUUGGCAGAGUCUUUGAGUUGACAGCAAGAGAUUUCACAAGUUAAAAACUAUUAAUUCCAAAAUAGAAAGAUAACAAUUUCUAUUCUCCUUAAUUAAGUCCAAUUAGAAGAGAUAAUUAAUGA